CCGAGGUCUUUGGGUGACCUAAUGGGCCAUGAAGCAAUAAUAAAUACAAGUAGUGUCGCUUCGCAAAUUUCUCUACCGUGGGAAAUUGCCUCACCUACUACUUUAUGGUCCGCCUGGAACAGGCAAAACAAGUACCAUACUUGCUGCCGCAAAUUGAAUACUUCUGAUGAUCGUGGAAUAGGGGUUGUUCGCGAACAAGUUUUGACUUUUGCCAGUACGAAAACACUAUUUUCUGGCAAGUUUAAGCUUAUCAUUCUGGAUGAAGCAGAUGCGAUGACCAAAGAUGCACAGAAUGCUUUGCGUCGAAUUAUUGAGAAGUUUUCUGAGAAUGCGCGCUUCUGUCUCAUAUGCAACUAUCUCUCAAAAAUCACUCAAGCUAUUCAGUCGAGAUGUACUAGAUUUCGUUUUCCUCCUCUACAGAAAUCUGAUAUGAUCACCCGUCUCAGUGAAAUUGCCAAAAAUGAAAGUGUUCAGCUUACCGAGGACGGAAAGGCCGCUCUAUACCGUUUUUCUUCCGGUGAUAUGCGUGCGGCCAUAAAUUUGCUGCAGAGUGCUUCAUUGUCCGGUCAAGUGGUCGAUGAGGCCACUGUCUACGCUUGCGCUGGUUACCCAGCUCCGAGAGAAAUGCGGUCCCUCCUCGAUUGGUGUCUCAAUGAACCGUUCCCUUCGGCUUUAAAGAGUGCGUUUUUUCAUUGUUCCCUCACACAGGUCAAUUUUUGCGCCCUAACCCUGGAUUUGAAAAUGCCAGACAACGUAAAAGUUGGCCUGAUAACCAUGCUCUCUGAUGUGGAAUAUCGUAUGUCUUGUGGUGCCUCCGAGAAACUGCAGCUCGGCGCCGUCUGUGCAGCCCUCGCAAGUGCAAAAGACUUCCUCGGAGCAUUAGAGGCCUGA
Molecule: messenger RNA, 891 nt
Organism: Hydatigera taeniaeformis
Lineage: Eukaryota; Metazoa; Platyhelminthes; Cestoda; Cyclophyllidea; Taeniidae
Source: the annotation of a GenBank genome assembly